CCUUUUUCUAUUAGAUUUUCCCAUUUUAAACUUUUGUUAGCUCCAUCCAUGACUGGGGGCUCAUCUUCACCAAGGUUUCGUCUUCUCUAGAUAACUGGUAAGCCGGUAUUUUCAUCUACUCCAUACAUUUUUAAGCUAUCAAAGCUAAUGCAGAUGGAGAAGAGUUGAAUAGAUAGAUAUUCUUCUGGCUUUUUCUAUAUCCUUAUUAUCAUGGAGGAUCAAAAUGGUCUCAAUUUGAGCUUGGGCCUACCUUGUGGUAGAGUUACAGCCUCACAAAGAGGUAAAACUUGGAACUCCUUAAAUGACAGGACAGAAGAAGGUGAUAGAAAUAACAAUGUGAUCAGUGAUAUCAAGAAUUUUCUAGAUGGCGGUCCCAAAAAGCUUGAUUCUGUUAUUGGGUUGCAGAGAAGUGAUCUGGCGAAAAAUGAGGGAAACUUCUUCAAUGACCUUUCUAGUACAUCUCUCCACACAGAUCCUAGUAAAAGGUUGAACAGUGGAGGAUUCUUGGUUCGAAAUGGUAGUAGGUAUAUUGAAGUAGAAGAAGAGGAAGAAAAGACAACAGAUAAAAACAUGUAUGGAGAGUCAAACCACAAGAGGAAACGCGAUAGAGAUUCUCAUGACAAGACCAUGACAUCACAUAUUUCGAUUAACACGGAUGAUGACUCAACUGGGGACAAUGAAGAUGUAGCUGAUUCUGAGGCAGAAAGUAAUGACCAAGUUGAGAUUAAUAAUGAGGAGGUCAAUGGUUUUAAGAUUUCUUCAGAGAAGGAGGUUAAGUAUGGGAAUGUGUCACAUGGAUCCCCCUUCUCUCAAUCAGUGAAUGUUAUAAACAUGCCCUACUCUCUUCCUUUAAAAGAUAGUAACGAUCCUAGUUAUUCAGGGACACACCCUCUCGUAAACUCAAACAUGCCAAGGAUGUUUGGAUAUUCUCGUAUACAAUUGUCCUCAGUGGACGAAGGCAAAUUUUGUGCCCCGGCCUCUCAUCAUCACGGUCAACAACUUCAUCCGACUAAUGCCCGAGGCUCUUCAAACUCUGACAAGCACAGUGAUGACAUGAACGUAACUCAAGUAGCUUCUUCACAUCCAGUGGUUGCAAAGAAGUCACCCAGCAAUGAAAGACAUCCCUAUGCUGCAGAGGAAGGUUCAUCCAAAAACGUAAAAGGAAAUAACAAUAUAAGCUUCAGGGACCCCACAGACACGUCAUCUGAAUGGCCCAAAGCAGGAGAUGGACUUCCUCCAACACAUCGUCUUGAUUUCUCCCUAAUCAAACCCGGUCUUGCUGCUGAUGUGAAAUUCGGUGGUUGCGGCUCUUACCCGAACCUACCUUGGGUUUCAACAACAGGGUCGGGUCCAAAUGGUAAAACCAUAUCGGGUGUCACGUAUAGGUAUAGCCCUACCCAGAUCAAAAUUGUGUGCGCUUGUCACGGAACACAUAUGUCCCCCGAAGAAUUCGUAAGGCAUGCCACAGAAGAGCAAACAACCACCCAAGAUGUUGUUGUUGGUGGUGGGGUAGUAACAUCAUUUCCAAACAGCAACUAUGCUGCCUCGACUCAAAGCUGAGUGAAUAAGAUUCUUGAAGGCAGAAGACCAUAGUUCUUUGUGGCUUGUGAUAGGUUAACGGCCUGGCUGUAUGUAAUUUGUAUGCUUAACUUUUUUCCCCCGAAACAUGAGAAGCAUAUUCUCUUUUGUGUAUAUGCUGCUAUAUAUAUGUAUGCAUAUGUAUAUGAAUAUGUGGGUGUGUGUACAGUCAUAGAGAGGUUGGUCCAAUCCAAAAUUAGGAAUGGGUUUCUGUCCGACUAUUCCCAAGUAAACCGUUGGAUAAAAAGGAUGGUUAGGAUGUUGAAUUUGAAUAGUAGGGACAUAAACUCAUCCGGAAGUUUCGACAUGAUCAACACUCUAUACACAGACAUGUAUAUAUAUAUUGUUUAUACAUCUCUUGUUCUCUGUA
This is a messenger RNA of Cuscuta europaea, 1948 nucleotides long. The record is from the annotation of a GenBank genome assembly. Lineage: Eukaryota; Viridiplantae; Streptophyta; Magnoliopsida; Solanales; Convolvulaceae.